Ostertagia ostertagi is the source of this 1173-nucleotide messenger RNA. NCBI's taxonomy places the organism in Eukaryota, Metazoa, Nematoda, Chromadorea, Rhabditida, Trichostrongylidae. The record is from the annotation of a GenBank genome assembly.
AUGGAAAGUUACCUCCGAAUAGACAGCUGUGGGAAUCUGAAUGAGGCCGUACCAGAAUCACUGAAGAACAUGCUGUUAGUGAUGGCAAGCACUGGGCUAUUUGUGUCUGUUCCCGGACUGCACCAGAUGACUGUCAGCAGAAUGGGUAACGUAUUACCGCAACUCAUUCGUGACACUCUUCCAGAGACUCCACCGCCAGUGGCACCGCCUCAACCGGAGCCCAAGUCGUUGACGUCGGUGGCGUCGGCAAGUCGAAUAGGAGGAUCGCGAGUUCAAAUAGCGCCUGCUUUACCGUCACCCGCUGAGGAAUCGUUACCGUUUGCAACAACAACGCCCGCUUCACAGCCAGCAGCAGCACCAGACACCUCAGUCGCCGACUCGGCGCCCUUAUCGACCGUUCCUGCAUCGGCGGACCACGCUCAUCUUGACCACGAAUCAGCCACUGUCCCGUCUGCUGCAAAAGUUCCUGCUACAGCACCUGUGAAUAUACCUGAAUUGACGGAGGUAAUAGUGCACUCGGGCGCCGUUUCGCCAGCAUCUGCGUCGUCUCCUAUAACCGGAUCGUUACCACUUAGUACUGCUUCACAGUACAGCAUGGUUUCAACCGCAGCCGACGCAGACGUGGCUUCUGAUUCGACUGCCCAGGCUCCAUCGUCAUCGCAUGCUCCAGUCCAACCUCCAGCUCGUCCACAGCAUCAGCACUAUCAAGAAGUUUCGUCAUCUCCACCUGUUUCACAAUCGCAGUACUACGCACAACAGCAGCUACAACAGCAGCAGUACCAAUAUCCGAACUAUGCAGUGAACUACCAUCCAGCAGCAGCAGCUGCCUAUGCCCAACACCAGCAAUAUCUUCAACAACAACAUCAACAGUACAUGCCACAAGCGGAUUUGUCAAAGGCAUUUGCUACACCAGUUCCUCCUCAAUAUUCAACGUCGGCUUCGGUCCAGUCCACCCAGUACUCGGUUGCAAAUCCACUACCCAUACCUUCGAUGCCACUCAUAGCUUCACCGCACAGCGCAUUCAGCCAAGUUUCAGAUCUGGUAAACAUUUUUCUACAUUUAAUCUGGCCCAGCAGCAAAACUAUGUUCCUACUCAUCACCACGCUUCCUUUCACUCAACGGCUCAUCCGCCUCAGGAACGGCCAUAGAUUAGUUAUCAGUAUCGAUCGAUAA